Messenger RNA from Boeremia exigua, 1715 nucleotides. RefSeq names its product diacylglycerol O-acyltransferase 2A. Gene Ontology annotation, cellular component: endoplasmic reticulum membrane. Bases 1 to 1518 code for a protein of 505 amino acids. The record is from RefSeq and is a predicted model, not a curated record. Gene Ontology annotation, biological process: triglyceride biosynthetic process. Gene Ontology annotation, molecular function: diacylglycerol O-acyltransferase activity. The transcript is spliced from 4 exons. NCBI's taxonomy places the organism in Eukaryota, Fungi, Ascomycota, Dothideomycetes, Pleosporales, Didymellaceae.
AUGUCGCUAAACCCAGAGCCUGCUGCUCCUGAGGAGCGCGACGCUCAGCACUUGCCGCCCAAGUCAUUCGCCGACGCUGCCCAAGAAGCGCUCGAGCCUCGAUCACAUGCGAACGGUGCUGAUGGCGCUGCUAACGGCACAGCUCAACAUCACGACAAUGUGAAGACAGCCGAACCCAAGGCCAAUGGUGUUGAUUCGUCGAUCAAGGACAAGGAGUCUUACGAAGGCACUGGCAUUGACGAGACACCGAAGAGCCCAAAGGCCAAGACUCACCACAGAAAAGGCUCCCGCAGCUCACUGGGCUCCGUGGGCCGCACAUACGGCCCAAAGCUGAAGGACGCUUUUCUGCAAGAGAAACCCCGGUUCAUCAAUGGCGAUGUUUUGACUACCGUCAAGCCGUCAAAUGAGGCUGGAAGGGACAGCCGCAUCGAUAAGCCUCUGAAGCGCAGGAACUCAGAGCUCAAGGCCGGUCGACAAGCAGGUGCGGGAUGGGCAAACAGCAAGAUAAGAUUUGCACCUAUGAACGUCCCGCUUCAGCGCCGACUCCAGACCUGCGCUGUGCUCAUGCACACGCUGAGUAUCGUCGGAUCCCUCGCCAUUUUCUUCUUCCUCUGCAGCAUCCCACUCCUCUGGCCAAUUCUACUUCCCUACACCAUUUAUGUUCUGUUUUCCAAUGCAGGCACAUCUGGAGAGCUUUCCUUCCGCAGCGAGCGCCUAAGGCGUCUCAAGGUGUGGUCGCUCUUCGCCUCGUACUUUCCCGCUCGGCUGCACCGUUCGCAGGAGCUGGAGCCUACCAGGAAAUACAUCUUUGGCUAUCACCCACACGGGAUCAUCUCCCAUGGCGCCUUUGCUGCCUUCGCUACUGAAGCUCUGGGCUUCUCCCAACUAUUUCCUGGUAUCACCAACGCGCUGCUGACGCUUGAUUCCAACUUCCGCUACCCCAUUUACCGCGAGUAUGCUCUUCGUCUGGGCAUGGCUUCAGUCUCGCGUGACUCUUGCGAGAACAUCUUGUCAAAAGGCGGACACAAUGGCGAAGGCAUGGGUCGCGCCAUCACUAUUGUUGUUGGCGGUGCCCGUGAGUCUCUCGAUGCACGCCCCGGUGUCGUUCGCCUCGUCCUCCGUCGCCGUAAGGGUUUCGUCAAGAUGGCUAUUCGUACCGGCGCUGACCUUGUGCCUGUCCUCGCUUUUGGCGAGAAUGACAUUUACGAUCAAGUAGACAGCGAGUCACACCCUCUUCUCCAUAAGUUCCAGAUGCUCGUCAAGAAAGUCAUGGGCUUUACCGUCCCGAUCUUCCAUGCUCGUGGCAUCUUCAACUACGAUGUCGGCAUGAUGCCAUACCGCAGGCCCAUCAAUAUUGUCGUUGGCAAACCCAUCAGAAUUGUGCAAGACAAGCAUCCUAAACCCGAGUACAUGGACGAGGUGCAUGAGAAGUACAUCGAGGAGCUGAUGCGGCUGUGGCACGAACACAAGGACACCUUUGCGAGGCAGAGGACUGGCGAGCUGGAGAUCAUCGAGUAACAAGUUCAGAUUGACGAGCGGAAACUUUUUCACAAGCUGUGUAAGACACAGUCGCGUUAUUUUACAUUGUUGUAGGACUGUUAGGCCAAAUUGGCGAGUGACUAUACUUUCGGAACCGGGCUACGAAUUCAAUUUCAAUCCUCAUAGGGGAGACUGUCUUAAUCUAGUGUAGUAAUUACAUACCGCAUCUGUACUAA